UGGUGGUGGCUUUUAUUGUGGAGGGUGUAACCGGAAGUGUUACCGUGAGAGAAAGCGCAGGCGCAUCGAACUGAAAGCUGUUCACGGGACCCUCACGUUGAGUUACAAUGAGCUCCAUCGGUACCGGGUAUGACCUGUCGGCCUCCACCUUCUCCCCGGACGGCCGGGUGUUCCAGGUGGAGUACGCCAUGAAGGCGGUGGAGAACAGCAGCACGGCUAUAGCCAUCCGCUGUAGAGAUGGUGUUGUCUUCGGGGUGGAGAAGCUCGUUCUGUCCAAACUCUACGAGCAAGGCUCCAACAAACGCAUCUUCAACAUUGACAGACACGUUGGCAUGGCAGUAGCGGGGCUGCUGGCCGACGCCCGCUCUCUGUCGGAGGUAGCGAGAGACGAAGCCUCCAGCUUCAGGUCCAGUUACGGACACGACAUCCCACUGAAGCACCUGUCGGACCGAGUGGCCAUGUACGUGCACGCCUACACGCUCUACAGCGCCGUGAGGCCCUUCGGCUGCAGCUUCAUCCUCGGCUCGUAUGACAAAGACGACGGUCCUCAGCUCUACAUGGUCGACCCGUCAGGCAUCUCCCAUGGCUACUGGGGUUGUGCCAUCGGGAAAGCUAAACAAGCCGCCAAGACGGAGAUCGAAAAACUGCAGAUGAAGGACAUGUCCUGCAGGGAGCUCGUCAAAGAAGUGGCCAAAAUAAUCUACAUCGUCCACGACGAGGUGAAGGACAAGGCCUUCGAGUUGGAGCUCAGCUGGGUGGGAGAAGUGACAAACGGACGACACGAACUGAUUCCUAAAGACGUGAGAGAAGAAGCUGAGAAGUAUGCAAAGGACUCUCUGGAGGAGGAGGAUGACUCUGAUGAAGACAACAUGUAAACUCUUGUUUGUUUGUUUUAUAGUUCUUGAACUUCAUGUUUGUUGUUUUUGUUUUGAUGAAUUUCAACUUUG
Messenger RNA from Cyclopterus lumpus (lumpfish), 947 nucleotides. It is a transcript of the gene psma3, whose product is annotated as proteasome 20S subunit alpha 3. Gene Ontology annotation, biological process: ubiquitin-dependent protein catabolic process. The transcript is spliced from 11 exons. The coding region runs from base 108 to 875 and encodes 255 amino acids. Gene Ontology annotation, cellular component: proteasome core complex; nucleus; proteasome core complex, alpha-subunit complex. The record is from RefSeq and is a predicted model, not a curated record. NCBI's taxonomy places the organism in Eukaryota, Metazoa, Chordata, Actinopteri, Perciformes, Cyclopteridae.